This is a messenger RNA of Closterium sp. NIES-65, 4557 nucleotides long. Lineage: Eukaryota; Viridiplantae; Streptophyta; Zygnematophyceae; Desmidiales; Closteriaceae. The record is from the annotation of a GenBank genome assembly.
UGUGGCGGGGAGAGAGGCAUUGAGGGACGAGGCAUUGAGGGGAGAGGCAUUGAGGGGAGAGGCAUUGAGGGGAGAGGCAUUGAGGGGAGAGGCAUUGAGGGGAGAGGCAUUGAGGGGAGAGGCAUUGAGGGGGGAGGCAUUGAGGGGAGAGGCAUUGAGGGGAGAGGCAUUGAGGGGAGAGGCAUUGAGGGGAGAGGCAUUGAGGGGAGAGGCAUUGAGGGGAGAGGCAUUGAGGGGAGAGGCAUUGAGGGGAGAGGCAUUGAGGGGAGAGGCAUUGAGGGGAGAGGCAUUGAGGGGAGAGGCAUUGAGGGGAGAGGCAUUGAGGGGAGAGGCAUUGAGGGGAGAGGCAUUGAGGGGAGAGGCAUUGAGGGGAGAGGCAUUGAGGGGAGAGGCAUUGAGGGGAGAGGCAUUGAGGGGAGAGGCAUUGAGGGGAGAGGCAUUGAGGGGAGAGGCAUUGAGGGGGGAGGCAUUGAGGGGAGAGGCAUUGAGGGGCGAGGCAUUGAGGGGAGAGGCAUUGAGGGGAGAGGAAUUGAGGGGAGAGGCAUUGAGGGGAGAGGCAUUGAGGGGAGAGGCAUUGAGGGGAGAGGCAUUGAGGGGAGAGGCAUAGAGGGGAGAGGCAUUGAGGGGAGAGGCAUUGAGGGGAGAGGCAUUGAGGGGAGAGGCAUUGAGGGGAGAGGCAUUGAGGGGAGAGGCAUUGAGGGGGGAGGCAUUGAGAGGGGAGGCAUUGAGUCCCGUGUUCCCCCUCCGCCCCUCUCCGCGCACUCGCCUCUCCGCGCCCUCCCCGCGCUCUCUCCGCGCCCUCAUCUCUCCGCGCCCUCAUCUCUCCGCGCCCUCAUCUCUCCGCGCCCUCAUCUCUCCGCGCCCUCAUCUCUCCGCGCCUUCCUCUCUCCGCGCCCUCGCCUCUCUUGUUCAUCGCCUUCCCCCCCUUGCCUUCGCUCCCCCCUGCGCCGUUCUCUCCCACCGCUCCUCCUCAUUCCUUCCCCUACCUUCCCACCUUUUCUUCGUCGUUUCUUCUCUACUUUUUCCUCCCUCCCAUCCGUGCCCCGCAACUCCUCUCUGCCUACCCCCUCUGUGGGACCGCCCCAUGCCUUCCUCCUGCCGCGCUUCUCGGAUGCUUUUUCGUCCCGCCGCUCGCCACCUGCCGCUCGCCACCUGCCGCUCGCCACCUGCCGCUCGCCACCCGCCCGUCCCUGCCGGCCUCUUCUUCCCCCUCCUGCCUUCCCUCCCUACUUCCCUUUCCCCUCCGCUCUGCGCCUCCCCCUCAACCCCGCACUCCUCUCCCCGUCGGUUGUCCCUUCACCUAUCCGUGUCGUGGUGCCGCCUUCAGCAGCACCCUUGGUGGGGGCAGGUUCAGGCGUCAUGGCCUACCAUCACGGGACAGGUGGGAAGGGGACAGGUGGGAAGGGGACAGGUGGGAAGGGGACAGGUGGGAAGGGGACAGGUGGGAAGGGGACAGGUGGGAAGGGGACAGGUGGGAAGUGGACAGGUGGGAAGGGGACAGGUGGGAAGGGGACAGGUGGGAAGGGGACAGGUGGGAAGUGGACAGGUGGGAAGGGGACAGGUGGGAAGGGGACAGGUGGGAAGGGGACAGGUGGGAAGGGGACAGGUGGGAAGGGGACAGGUGGGAAGGGGACAGGUGGGAAGGGGACAGGUGGGAAGGGGACAGGUGGGAAGGGGACAGGUGGGAAGUGGACAGGUGGGAAGGGGACAGGUGGGAAGGGGACAGGUGGGAAGGGGACAGGUGGGAAGGGGACAGGUGGGAAGGGGACAGGUGGGAAGGGGACAGGUGGGAAGGGGACAGGUGGGAAGGGGACAGGUGGGAAGGGGACAGGUGGGAAGGGGACAGGUGGGAAGGGGACAGGUGGGAAGGGGACAGGUGGGAAGGGGACAGGUGGGAAGGGGACAGGUGGGAAGGGGACAGGUGGGAAGGGGACAGGUGGGAAGGGGACAGGUGGGAAGGGGACAGGUGGGAAGGGGACAGGUGGGAAGGGGACAGGUGGGAAGGGGACAGGUGGGAAGGGGACAGGUGGGAAGGGGACAGGUGGGAAGGGGACAGGUGGGAAGGGGACAGGUGGGAAGGGGACAGGUGGGAAGGGGACAGGUGGGAAGGGGACAGGUGGGAAGGGGACAGGUGGGAAGGGGACAGGUGGGAAGGGGACAGGUGGGAAGGGGACAGGUGGGAAGGGGACAGGUGGGAAGGGGACAGGUGGGAAGGGGACAGGUGGGAAGGGGACAGGUGGGAAGGGGACAGGUGGGAAGGGGACAGGUGGGAAGGGGACAGGUGGGAAGGGGACAGGUGGGAAGGGGACAGGUGGGAAGGGGACAGGUGGGAAGGGGACAGGUGGGAAGGGGACAGGUGGGAAGGGGACAGGUGGGAAGGGGACAGGUGGGAAGGGGACAGGUGGGAAGGGGACAGGUGGGAAGGGGACAGGUGGGAAGGGGACAGGUGGGAAGGGGACAGGUGGGAAGGGGACAGGUGGGAAGGGGACAGGUGGGGAAGGGACAGGUGGGAAGGGGACAGGUGGGAAGGGGACAGGUGGGAAGGGGACAGGUGGGAAGGGGACAGGUGGGAAGGGGACAGGUGGGAAGGGGACAGGUGGGAAGGGGACAGGUGGGAAGGGGACAGGUGGGAAGGGGACAGGUGGGAAGGGGACAGGUGGGAAGGGGACAGGUGGGAAGGGGACAGGUGGGAAGGGGACAGGUGGAAGGGGACAGGUGGGAAGGGACAGGUGGGAAGGGGACAGGUGGGAAGGGGACAGGUGGGAAGGGGACAGGUGGGAAGGGGACAGGUGGGAAGGGGACAGGUGGGAAGGGGACAGGUGGGAAGGGGACAGGUGGGAAGGGGACAGGUGGGAAGGGGACAGGUGGGAAGGGACAGGUGGGAAGGGGACCAGGUGGGAAGGGGACAGGUGGGAAGGGGACAGGUGGGAAGGGACAGGUGGGAAGGGGACAGGUGGGAAGGGGACAGGUGGGAAGGGACAGGUGGGAAGGGGACAGGUGGGAAGGGGACAGGUGGGAAGGGGACAGGUGGAAGGGGGAAGGUGGGAAGGGACAGGUGGAAGGGACAGGUGGGAAGGGACAGGUGGGAAGGGGACAGGUGGGAAGGGGAACAGGUGGGAAGGGGACAGGUGGGAAGGGGACAGGUGGGAAGGGGGCAGGUGGGAAGGGGACAGGUGGGAAGGGGACAGGUGGGAAGGGGACAGGCAGAAGGACCCAAGUACGCCCAUCCGCAGGUGGUCUUCUUCACCUGCUUCUUCAAGUCGACUCACCGCCCCCCCUCCCAUUCCUUCCCACAACGCACCGGCGGCAGUGCUGGGGUUGCACAGGCGGCAGUGCUGGGGUUGCACAGGCGGCAGUGCUGGGGUUGCACAGGCGGCAGUGCUGGGGUUGCACAGGCGGCAGUGCUGGGGUUCCACAGGCGGCAGUGCUGGGGUUCCACAGGCGGCAGUGCUGGGGUUCCACAGGCGGCAGUGCUGGGGUUCCACAGGCGGCAGUGCUGGGGUUCCACAGGCGGCAGUGCUGGGGUUCCACAGGCGGAAGUGCUGGGGUUCCACAGGCGGCAGUGCUGGGGUUCCACAGGCGGCAGUGCUGGGGUUCCACAUGCCGGGCCUCUCAUCGCUCGCGGCAGCUCUUGGCUUCUACCUGCUGGGCAGCUGGUUCACGAGCAGCUUUGUGAUUGACUUCGUGGUGUGCGUGCUGCUCAUCGCGCUCGACUUCUGGGUGGUGAAGAACGUGAGCGGCCGCAUCCUCGUGGGGCUGCGCUGGUGGAACGAGACCGACGAGGCCGGGGAGACGCUCUGGCACUUUGAGUCGCUCGACCAGGCCGUGAGUGGAGUGCGGUGGAAGGUGGUAGAAGAUGGUGGAGGGUGGUGGGGUACGGCGGGGCGUGGUGCAGGGCAGGGUGUUGGAUGUUGUGAGGGAGACGCUCUGCUCAAGCUCUCUGUACUGCUUGUUUCUCUCCUCACUCGCUGUAUGUUCUGCUGUCUUCACUCUUUAAUUUCCUCUCCUCGCUAUAUCUCUCCCUCUCCUCACUUCAAAUUUAUCUCUCUUCCAUUCUCUCUCUCUCAUCCCUCCCCUCCUCCCUCUCCUCCCUCUCAUUCCUCACCUCCCUCUCCUCCUCCUCCUCCCCUCCUCCUUCUCCUCCCUCUCCCCCCUUUUCUCUCUGAUCCCUCUUCUCCCUCUCUUUCCUCACAUCCCUCUCAUCCCUCUCCUCCCCUCCCUCCCUCUCCUCCCCCUCACCCCUCUCCUCCCUCUCCACCCUCUCCUCCCAUUCUCUCUCUGCAGUCAUUGGACCAGCUGAGCAAGACGGACGCAUGGGUCUUCUGGUGGACACUCUAUUGCACGCCAGCGUUAUGGCUGGGGCUGGGGCUCAUCCAGGUCAUCCGGCUGAGCUUUGACUAUCUGCUCAUCAUCAUCGUGGCUCUUGUGCUCGGCGCUGCCAACAUCUACGGCUACACCAAGUGCCGCCGAGAUGCCAAGAAGCAGAUCCAACAGUUUGCAGCACAGACCAUGGCACAGAAUUUCGCCUCUACGCUCACCUCUGCCCUCGCAGUCUGA